ACAUGAAUGAGGAGGCGGCUGCCAUUGUUUGUGCGGAGAGUGAGGCAUGAUUCCUUGUUCAACUUGAUUGAAUCGGGCAACUGGCUAACUACUGUAAACUGAGUUGCAGGGUGGUCGCUGGUCCAAUCCUUGUUUCUAGCUAGAAUGGCAGAGAACGACGUUGACAACGAGCUGUUGGACUAUGAGGAGCCUCAGGUUGCCCCGGAGACCGCCACACCUGCUGGCAAGAAGGAGGAAAAGGGCUCUUACGUCUCCAUCCACAGCUCCGCAUUCCGAGACUUCCUGCUCAAACCAGAGCUGCUCCGCGCCAUUGUCGACUGUGGCUUUGAACAUCCCUCUGAAGUCCAACAUGAGUGCAUCCCACAGGCCAUCCUCGGCAUGGACAUCCUGUACCAGGCCAAGUCUGGUAUGGGCAAGACGGCUGUGUUUGUACUGGCCACCCUGCAGCAGAUUGAGCCUGUGUACGGGCAGGUGUCUGUGCUGGUGAUGUGCCACACACGAGAGCUGGCCUUCCAGAUCAGCAAAGAGUAUGAGUGCUUCUCCAAGUGCAGGCCUACCGUCAAGGCAGCCGUGUUCUUCGGGGGCCUGUCCAUCAAGAAGGACGAGGACGCGCUGACGAAGAACAGCCCCCACUUUGUAUUGGUAACGCCCGGCCGCAUCCUGGCCCUCAUCCGCAACAAGACCCUCAACCUGAAGAACGUGAAGCACUUUGUCCUGGACGAGUGUGACAAGAUGCAAAUUCAGACCACAGUAGGACGGGGGGGCUGAUGCCAGAUGUGAGUGACGGGAGCAAGGAGUAAGUUGAAACGUCACAGAGGAACGGUCAAUUGAAAACGUGUUCCAAUGUACCUACUAGCAUACCACUUAGAAUGCACUUCUAAUACACUGUCCUACUAAGUAGUAGUGGAUCUUGGAACAGAAUGGGAUAGAUGGUGUGACUUAAGUAAGGAUUUAGCCAAAACGUAGGAAAGUAUUUACAUUUUAUGUAGUCCCGUGGUUAUGUACAUGUUCUGAAACUUAAAGUUGCAGUUUUACACACACACAGAUGAACCCAUCUCCCUAAAUUGCACUUUGAAGAGGCAAUCGGCAGUAUAAACAUUAAUGAAGCAUCUUCCUCGCUCCUGUUUUGGAGGGGUAGGUCUGGAGAAAUUUAACCACUCUGAAAUUCGUAGAGCUAUAUGCAAGGACUGACCGUCAAUGAUAUCAGAAUUAUCAUUUUGACCAUGUUUUGAGACUAUAUAGUUUAUUUUUGCGUUUACUUUGUUUACAAGCAUUGGAAUGAAACAAGCUUGUAUUUUGGGUUCUGAUGGGGUACGAAAGUUGAACUAAGCUCAUGGGCAUUUGUUAUUCUUUUAAUUUUAAAUGUCUAAAAAUGGAUGUAGAAACUGCAGAUAUCCCCCCCCCUUUUUUUCAAGGGAUUUUGGAUAUGGCUUAAUAUUCAUGUAAAAAGUUCCAGUCUAGCACAUCUAUGCUUUGUCUUUUCGUGACUGUCUGUCUCACAAAUGGCCAGAGUUGACCCUCUCUUCACCUGGGUCUGGGGCUCUGGACAUUUUCGGGAGGAACAGUCCUGGCAUUAAAGCUAUAAUGAAAAAUAAAGUUCCAUCCAGCUCUAGUACUAGUAAUUGAUGUUCACAAUCAGAUUUGUAGUUCUUCAUUCACCAACACAGAAUGUGGUUUACUCCUUUUUUUCACUUAAUGU
Molecule: messenger RNA, 1699 nt
Organism: Oncorhynchus mykiss (rainbow trout)
Lineage: Eukaryota; Metazoa; Chordata; Actinopteri; Salmoniformes; Salmonidae
Source: RefSeq, a predicted model, not a curated record